AUGGCCACCAAGAAGUUAAAGGACAAGAAACUGAAAGACAAGUUUACAGUCCGUAAGUCACUCGUUUCAUCACUGGAAACAGUCGAGUCCUUUGUGGAAAAUUAUGAGGAAGACCGCGAUUUCCCUCAAAUACCAGUUCGGUUGGACUUAGUGGACCAAGUGUACCGAGAAUAUGUGAAGGUACAAUCGGAGAUUGAAAGGAUGGACCGUGGAGAUGCUCCGUUAGUGAAACAUCUGCAAGAACGGAGAGAAUUCGAUUCUAGAUAUUGUGCCACAAAGGGUUGGUUGAUGAAUUGCAGAUCAGUGGAGUUGAAUUCAACCAGAAAUGCCACCAAUAUGAACGUAUCGCAACCGUCCAGUUUCCACUUGCGGCUUCCAAAAAUUGAUUUGCCAAAAUUCGAUGAUGAUUACUCACGGUGGCUAGGAUUUCGGGACACAUUCAAGUCCAUGGUGCAUGAUGUCGCCGAUAUCCCAUUAGUUGCCAAACUUCAAUUCCUGCUCCAGUCAUUGGAAGAAGAGGCACGCAAGCCUUAUGAAACGGUGGACAUCGAAUCAGCAAACUAUCUAACCACUUGGGAGGCACUCCUCAAGCGCUAUGACAACAAACACUUUCUCAAGAAGCAGUUAUUCAGUGCGCUCCAUGAUAUUGCUCCAAUUCGCAAAGAAUCCCCGCAGGAUCUCCACAACGUUGUGGACGACUUUCAACGUCACGUGAAGGCAUUAUCGAAGCUUGGAGAGGCAGUAGAAACCUGGGACACACCGCUGGUAUGUAUGCUGUCCUACAAAAUUGAUCCAAUAACCCUCAGAACCUGGGAAGAAUAUGCGGCAAAAUCGGAAAAUGUUGGAUAUGAUGCGUGCUUGGAGUUUUUGUAUCAGCGGGUUCGCAUACUACAAACGGUUUCGUCGGAAAUACAACAUCGCUCUCAAGCAGCUCCGGUUAAAAUGAUCGGUUCGAAUAUUGUCACCAAAAAGAUUCAGUCUCAUAAGUCGGUAGCCAAUACAGCGACUUCAAGCUCCCGCGCAAAUCCUCCCACCUGCAUGGCCUGUUCUGAGAAGCACCUGUUGUUCCAGUGUCCCACAUUCCAAGGACUAACCGUCGGCCAACGUCGAGAGCUGAUCACACAGAAACGUCUUUGCUGGAACUGCUUCAAAUCGUCUCAUAUUGCUCGGAAUUGUGAUUCAAAGUACACGUUCCGUCAUUGUCGUGAACGGCAUCACAUACUGCUGCACCAGUCGCCAAACUCAAAUCUGACGCCAAAGGUUACAGCAAGUUCGCCGGCUCAGCAAGCAGCUCUACCUACGAUUGAUCAAGGAAAUCCAAGCGGAUCGGUAAAUAUUCCAACGGAAGUAAGCGUGCAGGCUCAUCGUAGUUCUCCAAGCACCGUUUUUCUUUCCACGGUGGCACUCUGGAUCGAGGAUAGAUUCGGAAAACCACAUUCUGCUCGUGCAUUGAUUGACUCGGGGUCACAGUCGAAUUUUAUUUCGAACAGGCUUGCUCGUCGUCUGUGCCUGCGAUCAGAACGAGUAAGUGUCCCCAUAACCGGUAUUGGUGAAGCAAACGUGACGGUCACGCAAUCCGUCCUUGCCACCAUCCGUUCCAAAAAUGAAGAAUUUUCGAGUGAAUUGGAGUUUUUGGUUCUCCCGAAGCCAACUGCAGAGCUUCCAUCUACUAAUGUUGACAUCUCGUCAUGGAAAAUACCUCCAAACGUUGCUCUAGCCGACCCCACGCUUAAUGUUUCUGGACGCAUUGAUUUGCUCCUUGGCAUCGAGCAAUUCCACGAGUACCUGAAGAAUGGCAGAAUCACCCUCGGCGAAGAAUCUCCAGUCUUAGUUGAAACAGUGUUUGGUUGGGCCGUAAGUGGCCGUUGGUAUGGCACAUCUCCAUCCUCCUCUCCAGUUUGCCAUGCAGCCCUGGCCCCGUGUAGCCUAGAAUCAGUCUUGGAAAGAUUCUGGGAAUUAGAAGCAGUAGAGUCUGGCCGACUGUACUCAGCAGAAGAAGCUUCAUGCGAGGAACUUCAACUACACGCAACGAUAGUGGACGAUAUGUCGUCCGACUUCCACGAACGGAUAAUCAAAAUAUACUCAUAG
Messenger RNA from Topomyia yanbarensis, 2088 nucleotides. RefSeq lists its product as uncharacterized. NCBI's taxonomy places the organism in Eukaryota, Metazoa, Arthropoda, Insecta, Diptera, Culicidae. Gene Ontology annotation, molecular function: zinc ion binding; nucleic acid binding. The coding region runs from base 1 to 2088 and encodes 695 amino acids. The transcript has a single exon. The record is from RefSeq and is a predicted model, not a curated record.